This is a messenger RNA of Ilex paraguariensis (yerba mate), 426 nucleotides long. The record is from the annotation of a GenBank genome assembly. NCBI's taxonomy places the organism in Eukaryota, Viridiplantae, Streptophyta, Magnoliopsida, Aquifoliales, Aquifoliaceae.
AUGGCUUUGUUCCAGGGCCCGACUUUGUUUGGAUAUGGAGAGAUAGAUUUCGCUGCACAAAGUCAAAUAAGUGCCAGGGAGCCAGAGCCUGCUGGAUGGUUGCUGUCUAGUUUUCUAAAUUUUGGGAUUGAUCUUUGGCACCUUGGUGUCUUAUGCUUAAUAGGAAACUGCAUUUGCAUGGCAGCUUAUAUAGCCAUUCAGGAUUCAACAAAGAUUACUAACAUAACAAAUGAGUGCAAGGAGUCAACAAAUCUCAUACCCCAACUGGAGGAAGACAUUCCCAAAUUGCAAAAACUCUUUCUUGAUGAAGAGAAAGUCUUAGAGGAAAUUAAGGAGAACUCUAAAGGUAUUUUCUUCAAAGAACAAGAAAAGCUAAUUCCUCUUGAACAAGCUGCAAGACAAAAGGUUACCGAGCUCCUUCUUUGA